Messenger RNA from Chrysoperla carnea, 1803 nucleotides. RefSeq names its product sodium-coupled monocarboxylate transporter 2-like. The transcript is spliced from 11 exons. The record is from RefSeq and is a predicted model, not a curated record. NCBI's taxonomy places the organism in Eukaryota, Metazoa, Arthropoda, Insecta, Neuroptera, Chrysopidae. Gene Ontology annotation, biological process: sodium ion transport; transmembrane transport. Bases 61 to 1803 code for a protein of 580 amino acids. Gene Ontology annotation, molecular function: symporter activity. Gene Ontology annotation, cellular component: membrane.
GUAUUUUUUUAAAUAUAUUUUAUUUGUCGAAAUAUUUCUUUUAAAUAAACAAUAAACACAAUGGUUGAAAUAAUGUCCGAAUAUUUUCGAUGGUUGGAUGUAGCAUUUUUAGUGUUGACAUUAUGUAUAUCGUUGGGUGUUGGAUUGUAUUUGGGAUGUUUUGGUUCCAAACAGAAAACGGUUAAUGAAUAUGUUUAUGGGAACCGAGAGAUAAGUGUAUUACCGAUUGCAGUAUCAAUUGCUUUAAGUUUAAUAUCUGGUGUCACAAUGCUGGCAGUGCCAGCGGAAAUUUAUUCAUAUGGAUUUCAAAUAGCCAUGAUGAAUUUAGGAUUCUUUUUUGUAUAUUUAUUUACCUCUUAUGUAUUAUUACCCGUAUAUUUCUCAAUGGGUACUUCGUCUGGCUUUAUGUAUUUGGAGAAACGUUUUAAUAAAAGUGUACGAAUAAUUACAUCGGUAAUAUUUAUUAUUCAAGCAUUAUUACAAAUGCCUGUUACGAUGUAUGUGCCAGCAUUAGCUUUUAAUCAAGUAACUGGGAUUAAUGUGCAUGUUAUCAAUUCGAUUGCAUCAGCUAUAUGCAUAACUUACACGACCUUGGGUGGCUUAAAAGGUGUUGUGUGGACGGAUAUGAUUCAAGUAGUAAUGGUAGUCGCAGCCUGUUUCUCGGUUAUGAUUGUUGGUUUUGUAAACGUUGGAUGGGAUAAUGUUUGGCAACGAGCUGAUGAAGGUGGGCGAUUAAAUAUUUGGAAUUUGAAUCCAAGUCCAUUUAUAAGAAAUUCAUUAUGGCUUGCCAUAAUUGGAAAUACAUUCCAUUGGAUAGCAAAAAUUCCAAUCGAUCAAAGUAACAUACAAAAAUUUAAAUCAGUUCGAACAUUAAAACAAGCUAGAAGUGUUUUAGCUAUCAUGUGUAUAAUAACGACCAUGUUAACGUUUUCGGCAUGUUUAUUGGGCAUUGUUUUGUAUGCAAAUUAUUGGAAAUGUGAUCCGAUCAGUGAAGGAAGAGUCAGCAAAUCUGAUCAAAUGGUACCAUUAUUUGUAACAGAAACAAUGGGACAUAUAAUGGGUAUUACUGGUAUUUUUAUGGCUGGAUUAUUUAGUGCUGCAUUGAGUACAUCUUCAGCAAAAUUGAAUACAAUCGGUGCAACAGUUUAUAAUGAUUUUAUUGUAAAUUAUUUGGGAUAUGAAUUAUCUGAUUUAAAAGCUGGAUUAAUUAUGAAAGGAACUGUUUUAAUUAGCGGAGUUAUUGCAUGGAGUUUGGUGUUUGUAAUUGAACAUUUAGGGGAAAUUUUACAAAUUAAUUAUUUAAUGGAUGGAAUCACGGAAGGUGCUUUAUUAGGAUUAUUUAUACUUGGUACAUUAUUUCCCAAAUGUAAUACGAAGGGUGCUAUUUCAGGAGCAGCGGCUAGCGUUAUUGGAAUGGCUGUCAUAUGUAUUGGAGCACAAAAUGCAAUUUCUCAAGGAUAUAAUAAUAAUUUCAAAUUACCAAUAAGCACGGAAGAGUGUCCGAAUCCUAAUUUGGACUUUUUCGAAUUAAAUUCUUCAUACGUUCAUACGGCGCAAGCUCAAGAAGAUAUUCACGAACCAUUCAUCUUAUUUAGAUUUUCAUAUUUAAGUUAUACCGUACUUGGUACAUUUAUUUCAGUAUUUGUAGGUUUAAUUGUAAGUUAUUUGACAUAUAAUGAAGAAGAAUCAAAGAAGGUGGAUCGUAAUUUAUUAUGUCCGAUUGUACAUAAAUAUGUUAAGACUAAUAAUAGUGAACACCAACAACAGAAUGAUAUUAUUGAUAUGAAAAUAACAAAAAUAUAG